GCUCUCCUAAAAGGAAACUAAAGUGGAAGAGGGGGAAAACCGUCAAAUAUUUCUCCCAGGGGGCUGGGAGAAUAAGGCUUCCCGGUCCAGCGAGGCGGGAGAAGAAGCGGCUUUGGAUUUAAGAGGGGAGGGGAGGAAGAGCUCCGGUCCGCAACCUCUCCGGAGAGCUGUGCUCAGCUGCUCGAGCUCCGGACGCCCAGCUCAGCCGGACGCGUCCUAGGCGCAUCAUGACCGAAAUCACCGAAAAGGAGAACGACCCCCAACACAGCACGGAUGCGCAGCAGACCCCGACGACUGGUUCCUCCCUGCAGGAAACCAAGCUCCAACGGUUCAAACGGUCUCUCUCGCUCAAGACCAUCCUGCGCAGCAAGAGCAUGGAGAACUUUUUCCUGCGCUCCAGUAGUGAGUUCAGGCUGCCCUCUGACGUCCUGCUCAGCCCUCCUGACUCCGUGCCACCCCCUUCUCCACCCCCAGCUCCAACUGAAGCGGAACCCUCCCCCAGGGCCCUCCACAAGUCCCUGGGGACCCUCAAGCCCAUGAAGACCCACAGCUUCCAGGAGCACAUCUUCAAGAAACACAAUCCUUGUGAGAUUUGCCAUCAGCUUAUUGUAGGAAACUCCAAGCAAGGCCUACGAUGCAAGACAUGCAAAGUUAGUGUGCAUCUGUGGUGUUCAGAAGAAGUUUCUCAUCAGCAGUGCCUGGGCAAGACACAGGCAACCUCUUUCCGCCGUAAUCUCAGUUCUCCUUUGCUGCUGCAUGAACCACAGCCCCAGCCAGCCCCAGCCAAGGACUCUCCCCCUGCAGCAGGCCCCAGUGGAAAGGUGGAUCCCAUUUAUGAGACUUUGCGCUAUGGCACUUCACUGGCCUACAUGAAUCGCUCCAGCUUCAGCAGCACCUCAGAGUCCCCCACCAGGAGUCUGAAUGAGAAGGAAGAAACCGCUCAGAACACGGAAGCAGGUGGAUCAACAGCAGAGGAAAAUAUGACUGAUAACGUUUUCUCAGUGGCAACAGAAGGCGAAGGCCCUGUGUUGGAGGAAAAGAACUCAGGGCAACAGCCAGCUCAAGGCUCUACGCGCAAAGAGGUCUCACCCAUGUACUCUUACGUUGCUCUCUACAAGUUUCUGCCUCAGGAGAACAAUGAUCUGCCACUGAAGCCUGGAGACCGAAUCAUGCUGAUAGAUGAUUCCAAUGAAGAUUGGUGGAAGGGAAAGAUGGGAGACCGCAUCGGCUUUUUCCCGGCCAAUUUUGUCCAGCGAGUUCGUCCAGGUGAAACUGUCUGGAGAUGCUGCAGGACUUUCUGUGGCAACAAAGAACAGGGACAGCUGAGCCUUAAAGAAAACCAGGUCUGUGUUGGUGUGGGGAAGACCAAGGAGAAUGAAGGUUUCAUCAAGGUGACGAGUGGCAAAAAACGAGGGCUGGUGCCUGCUGAUGCUCUGACAGAAAUUUGAAGAUGAAAGGAGAGUGCAAAGCAAACCAAGAGAAGUAUAAAAAGAGGACACCUGCAAGGCGAGGGCAGCUGCCUUGCGUUCCUCCAGGCCGCCCCAUACCGGAGCACCCGGAUAAUCACUGUUUCAUGGAAGCUUCCCUCUGGAUCCUGAGAACAGCUUUUGUGGAAGGGAUGGAAGAAAGCUGGGGGGGUGGACUGGCAGGAGCACCACUUGCUGUGUGCUUUUUUCCAUGUCGAGCUGGAAAUUCACUCCAGGUUGACUUAGUUUCUUGUCAUGUUCACUGCAGUCUCUGUAAAGGUCUUUGGUGAGAGCUCUGUGUUGUGAGUGCGAGGGAGGUUUCCUCUGCUUUAAUUCACCCCCGUUCUUCUUGUCUUUGGACCCUGGCAACAGAUGCCAGUUGAUAAUCAACCAGCCUUAACUUACUGGGAGGGGUCUAUCUUAGUAUAAGGCUCUUGUCCCCCUCCCAUUUUCAGAAGUUCCCCAAUAAUUCUGUGUUGCAUGCAAGCUACCCAUGGAAACGCAAAGCCCUUCUCUGACCAAGGAGGCCACGUUGGUGUGUUGGUCCAUGUGUUAGUUUUCUUU
Candoia aspera is the source of this 2030-nucleotide messenger RNA. It is a transcript of the gene STAC2, whose product is annotated as SH3 and cysteine rich domain 2. The transcript is spliced from 11 exons. Gene Ontology annotation, biological process: skeletal muscle contraction; positive regulation of protein localization to plasma membrane; positive regulation of voltage-gated calcium channel activity. The record is from RefSeq and is a predicted model, not a curated record. Lineage: Eukaryota; Metazoa; Chordata; Lepidosauria; Squamata; Candoiidae. Gene Ontology annotation, cellular component: extrinsic component of cytoplasmic side of plasma membrane. Gene Ontology annotation, molecular function: protein binding. Bases 228 to 1448 code for a protein of 406 amino acids.